AUGGUCUCUCCAGAUCCUUCGUCAGAUGGCGAAAAGCGAACCAAAGAAAAAGAGGAUGGUGCGGCUCCCGUUCAGAAUUUCCGUAUUUUCGGCGUUAGCUUAGCGCAGCCGCCGUUGAACUCCCCUCCACAGCCGGCCGGGCCCGUAGCAUUCACGCCGCCGUCAAUUCCGCUCCGCACGUCCUCCCCCCCGGAUGGCAUGCGCAAGUGCGCAAGCACGAGCGCGCUGGCGGAUCUCAGCCGCCGCCGCAAUUUUGUAUCCCCUGGCGGAGGCGCGGGCGCAGGCGCGCGCUUGCGGCUUCCGCUGUUCCGACCGGGCGAGGGUAGCGUGGGGAACAGUAUGGACGAGGAUAGCGCAGCUGAAGAUGAUGCGGAGGCGGAGGAAGCGGAGGAGGAAGGGGACGCAGGGGGGAAAACGGGGCGUGAAUCCCGCGCGUCUCGUGGAGGCGCGCGGCAACGGCCGGCAGGAGACCCCGAGUCUUCCGCCGGCAGCGCCGGCGGCAGCGCAAGGGAGCGGGGCGAACUAGGCGGAGGCGGCGGGGAAGGAGCGCGACAGGCGGCGGUAGCGGCGCGCAGCGAGGGAUCGAAUUGCACGCCGCAACCCGCGGGAAGUGAAGUCGCGAACGCGCCGAUGAGCGGGCGGGGGGGCGGGGUUGGCGGAAGGUUUGACGGAGGGCGGGGCGGAGGCGGAGGCGGAGGCGGCGGAGGCGGGGGGCACAUGGGCGGAAUAUCGUCGUCGAGGGAGCGGAAGAAAGGGAUCGCGUGGACGGAGGAGGAGCAUCGGCUGUUCCUGAUUGGUCUGAGCAAGCUGGGGAAAGGCGACUGGCGGGGGAUCUCGCGCAACUACGUGACGACGCGCACGCCCACGCAGGUGGCGAGCCACGCGCAGAAGUACUUCAUCCGCCAGAGCAACCUGAACAAGCGCAAGCGGCGGUCGAGCCUGUUCGAUAUAAGCACAGACGUGGUACGUGAUUGGGUAAUGGGGUGUGCUCGUUCUUCCAAAAUGAGUCCCAUCGCUGUUAAAACUUACUGCUCGUUUUCAUUCCCCUCGCUGCGCCAUUCCGCGUCUCCUUCGUGUCUCGAUCCAUGCGCACGCCGCUUCUCCCGUCGCUCACCUCUCUCCCCCCUCCCUGCGCCCCAUUUCCCCCAUCUCCCCCAUCCUCCCCUCCCGCCUACCCCCCCGCUACAGCUAGCGGAGGAAGCGGCGGGCGCAACGGUCAUGUCUCGAUCCAUGAGCACGCCGUCUCUCCCGUCUCUCCGCGACGAUCCCAAGUUUCUCCCCUCUGGAGCUUCCGGCGGACUCACCGCCGUCUCUUCCGCCGCCGCCAUCUCCGCGCUUUCCCCCUCCGCCUCCGCGCUCGCCUCCCCGCAAUCGUUCUCCCACCACGCUUCCCCCCAUCACGCGCUACAUCAGGCGCUUCCGCAUGCGCGCGCAUUUUCCCGCCCGUACCAGCUCCCCAACACCGCGCAAACCCUCCCCCCGCCCUCCUACAACCCGCACUCUUCCUCCGCCCAUCCCUUCGCCUCCGCCUCCUCCCCUUCCGCGCAUCCUUCCCCGCAUCCCUUCGCCCCUUCCGCUUCCGCGCACGGUUUUUUCGAUAUGAGCCGUUGCCAGUCGUACCCCGCAGUUCACAUGCUCGAAAGCGCAAACCCUUACGAUAAUCCCGCCCUUUCCGCCGCCUCCGCCGCCGCCGCCGCCGCUCGUGGCGGCGCACUUUCCGCCUCGCUGACGCCGCUCACGCGACCUAUGUCCUUGCCCUCCCUUCACCCUGCCUCCAUCCCGGAGUCUUCCGCCGUUCCUCCGGUCGAUCUAGGCCCCGCGCAUUACCUCCCUUCCGCGCAUGGCUUUUCCGCGCAUCCGCACUCGCAGCCCCCCCAGUGGCAUCUGCUCCCCUCAUCGUCCUCCAACCCCUCCGCCGCCUCCGCCGCCGCGGCGAGGGCGACUGGGCGCGGGCCGAUGACGCUCGACUGGUCGAUGUGCGCCGGUGGCGCUGCAGGCGCUGGGAGUUCCGCCUCCGCGGCGGCAUUGGCGCGCCAGGGGGGGGACACGAGCAUGGGUGGUGUGCCAGGGGUGGGGUGCGCGGGCUUGGGCGCGGGCGCGGGGGCGGGCGCGGGGCUCGGCGCGCUUGCAGAUGCGGCAGCUGCGCGGCACAGGAUUGGGCAUGAGAUGAUGAUGCAGAUGGGGCACGAAGCGACGGUCCAGAUCGGCCAUGAGCUGGCGCAACGAAUGGCCAGGAUGAGCCAGGCUGCGGAGAGAGCAGCCGCGGAUGGGGGCGGCCCAAUGCUGCUGGGGGGGAGCAGCAACGUGGAGAAAAGGACUAAACUAGAGAGUGGCAUGGGCUUUCCUAGCAGUGCUGGUGCCGUGGGUGGCGGAAAUGCUGCUGCUUCUGGUGCGAAUAGUGUUGGUGGUGGUGGUGGUGCUGCUGCUGCUGCUGCUGCCGCUGCCGCUGCCGCUGCCGCUGCCGCUGCGGGUACAGCAGCUGGUGGUGGCUCUGCUUUCUCUCCAUUCCGAUCCGGAAUGCCUGGUUCUGCUGCUGCCGCUGCUGCUGCCGGUGCUGCACCAGCAGCAUAUCUCUCCACUUCUCCACCCUCCACCUACCCGUACGGUCCCCUCUCGUCCUCUCCCCCCACCGGUUACCCCUCCAACUACCCGUACUCCUCCUUCCUCUGGCCUAGAACCACGUCGCACUUCCCUCCCAAGGAUCUAGCUAUGGAGGUGAAACGGCCUUCGGCAGUGGCUGCUGCCACUGCAGCAGCAUCUGUUGCUGUGACGGCAGCAGCCAGACUUGCUGCGUCUGCCUCCCCUGAACCUACUAGUGAUGUGAAGGCACCAAUAAGUGUGCAAUGA
This is a messenger RNA of Closterium sp. Naga37s-1, 2847 nucleotides long. The record is from the annotation of a GenBank genome assembly. NCBI's taxonomy places the organism in Eukaryota, Viridiplantae, Streptophyta, Zygnematophyceae, Desmidiales, Closteriaceae.